This is a messenger RNA of Dovyalis caffra, 2184 nucleotides long. The record is from the annotation of a GenBank genome assembly. Lineage: Eukaryota; Viridiplantae; Streptophyta; Magnoliopsida; Malpighiales; Salicaceae.
AUGGCAACUUCUUCAGUCCUUGGAUCAGCUUUUCUUCCAAAUAAUUUACUUUCUCAAGAUGGGCAUUCUUUUGCACACACAUUCAGCAAACCCACCACUACCAAUCUCUCUAAGUUCAAUGGAGUAAUACUAGCAGCCUUGGACAAUAAUACGCGGGAUCAGUUGAACAGCAAGGUGAACCGAUACCAGGAACCAAAACCGAAAAGGUCCCUCAAAUUCUCUGGAGAAAAGCCCUCUACUCCAAUUCUGGACACCAUAAACUACCCAAUUCACAUGAAGAAUCUUUCGGUUCAGGAACUUGAUAAAUUGGCUGAUGAGUUAAGAGAAGAGAUAGUAUACACAGUGUCAAAGACAGGAGGACAUCUAAGUUCAAGCUUAGGGGUGGCAGAGCUAACAGUGGCACUCCAUCAUGUGUUCAACACUCCUGAAGACAAAAUCAUUUGGGACGUUGGCCAUCAGACCUAUCCACAUAAGAUUUUAACUGGCAGGAGAUCCAGAAUGCAUACAAUUCGUCAAACGUUUGGCCUUGCAGGGUUCCCCAAGAGGGAUGAAAGUGAACAUGACGCCUUUGGAGCUGGCCAUAGUUCUACUAGUAUUUCAGCUGGCUUAGGCAUGGCUGUUGGCAGAGACUUGUUAGGGAAGGACAACCAUGUAGUUGCAGUUAUUGGUGAUGGUGCCAUGACGGCUGGACAAGCAUAUGAGGCAAUGAACAAUGCAGGCUAUCUUGAUUCAAAUCUCAUUAUCAUCUUGAAUGACAACAGGCAAGUCUCUUUGCCCACUGCUACACUGGAUGGCCCUGCACCUCCUGUUGGCGCUCUAAGCAAAGCAUUGACGAGGCUACAUUCAAGUAGAAAAUUUCGCCAAUUACGCGAAGCAGCAAAGGGUAUCACAAAACAAAUUGGAGGGAAAACACAGGAAAUUGCUGCUAAAGUGGAUUCCAAUAUGAGAGGAAUGUCGGGAGCAUCUGGCGCCUGCUUGUUUGAAGAGCUAGGACUAUAUUAUAUUGGUCCAGUUGAUGGCCAUGAUGUGGAAGACCUUGUUGAUGUACUAAAGAAGGUCAAGUCAAUACCAGCACCAGGACCGGUUCUUAUUCAUGUUAUCACUGAGAAAGGCAAAGGUUAUACUCCAGCUCAAGUAGCAGCAGAUAAGAUGCAUGGUGUUGUGAAAUUUGACCCCAAGUCAGGGAAGCAAUUGAAGUCAAAAUCAAAUACUCUUUCGUACACCCAGUACUUUGCGGAGUCUUUGGUAGCUGAAGCAGAGAAAGAUGAUAAAAUUGUAGCCAUUCAUGCUGCAAUGGGAGGAGGUACAGGACUUAAUCUGUUCCAAAAGAGAUUCCCAUACAGAUGUUUCGAUGUUGGGAUAGCAGAACAACAUGCUGUGACCUUCGCUGCUGGUUUGGCAACUGAAGGACUUAAGCCUUUCUGUGCCAUCUACUCUUCUUUCCUGCAAAGGGGCUAUGAUCAGGUUGUUCACGACGUAGACCUUCAAAAACUUCCAGUAAGGUUUGCUUUAGACAGGGCUGGCCUUGUGGGUGCAGAUGGUCCAACCCAUUGUGGUGCCUUUGACACAACUUUCAUGGCUAGUUUACCUAAUAUGGUGGUCAUGGCUCCUUCAGAUGAGACUGAACUAAUGAACAUGGUGGCCACAGCUGCAGCCAUUGAUGACAGGCCUAGUUGCUUUAGAUACCCCAGAGGAAAUGGCAUUGGUUCCGUUCUUCCACCCAACAGCAAAGGAACUCCUCUAGAGGUUGGCAAGGGAAGAGUGCUUCAAGAAGGAAGCAGGGUGGCUAUUCUUGGGUAUGGAACCAUAGUUCAAAGUUGUAUGGAAGCAGCCAAGCUUCUUCAAGAGUUAGGCAUCUCAGCAACGGUGGCUGACGCAAGAUUCUGUAAGCCUCUUGAUGGAGAGUUGAUCAGACAGCUAGCUCAAGAGCAUGAGGUCCUCAUCACAGUCGAAGAAGGAUCAAUCGGAGGAUUUAGCUCUCAUGUUUCUCAUUUCUUAAGCCUGAAUGGACUCCUAGAUGGAAAUCUCAAAUGGAGGCCUAUGAUGCUCCCAGACAGAUAUAUUGAGCAUGGAUCUCAAACAGACCAGAUUGAAGAGGCAGGACUCAGUUCAAAGCAUAUUGCAUCAACUGUUAUGUCACUAGUAGGAGGAUAUACGAACAACCUUCACCUUUUCCACCCAUAG